AUGCCAUUGAGUUUCCUCUGGCUACUUGUGUGGAUUUUCCAUCAUCAAGGCAUCAACCAGAAGAUCGCAGAGGAGAGCCAGGGCAAAGGCGAGACUUUCCUGGUAUCUUCACAGGACUGGCAAAGUGAGAUUGAAUUUGUCAAGUCUGAGGGCAAUUCAACGAAGACUCAGUACACACCAUUCGAAGGACGCAAGUUUGAUCAGCCGCAUUUCGAAGGAAAUCAUGGCGACUUACGAGCCCUGGAGGUGCAAGUACUGCAAAAAGAUUUCAAAGGCGUCCGCAAAUGGAUGCAGCCAGUGUCUGACACCUUGGCAGGAGACUGGGAUUGGAACUAUCAUCAAAGCUCGGGACAGAGCCCACGCAGCCCACGCAGUGGCAAAGGCAAAAGGGAGAAGUCCCAACAGCCGAAGUCACCUCGACAUGGAGGCAAAGGUCGGGGACGUGGAGGAAACAAAGGUGCUGGCAAACAAUCAGCAGGCAAGCAGACUGGGAAAGGCAAGAAUGCUGGACAGAAUGUGGAAAAAGGCAAAGGAAAGGGAGAUACCAUGGUUCCACCAGAGCCGCCAUGGACUCCAACUUUGCAUCCCAACAGUCUACCAUUGCCGCCUCCAACGACUCCGCCGCCGCCGACAGCAGAGGAGACAACAUUGAAAGAAUUGAUCCAGGCUCUGAAGAAAUCGCAUCAAGAGAUGGAUCCAGAAGUGCAGGCCAUUGUCCAAAGAUCUCACAUGAAAGAUGGACAGAAAUCGACUCGGUCUCUCUACAGUGCAGUGGACGACUUGAGUACAGCGAGGGAGACAUUGGACAUUGCCAAAUUGGCGAGGCACAAUCUGCACAUCAAGUGGCGCAAUUUUCUGACAGAUGCAGUUCAGCGCUGGCAGAAGCACACCGAGGAAGCCAUGGUCCAUUUAGAGCGAUGA
This is a messenger RNA of Cladocopium goreaui, 921 nucleotides long. The record is from the annotation of a GenBank genome assembly. NCBI's taxonomy places the organism in Eukaryota, Dinophyceae, Suessiales, Symbiodiniaceae.